AUGAAGUCUAUUCGCACUCAUACUUCACGUCGCUGGUCAUCUGCAGCGGGUCUGCGGUCGACAUCCAGUACGUCAUUCAUUCCUUGUGGCCAGAAUAUCAGUCCCCAUCUCCAGCAAGGUAGUAGGGCGACAUACAUGACUCAAAGGCCUCAAAAGACACAAUCCCCAUUCAACAAAGUCUCUUCAAUCUCCAUAUGUCGCCCAAAAUAUUCAAUUGGCAAUAUUCAUCCAAGCAGGGUGCACCAACAUUCCACAUACAGCACCAACGCCACCACAGCAAAACAACCAACUAUCGACAAUGUCUUCGAGUCCAACACCGGGACAUGGCAAUACAUCGUAGCAGAUCCCGCUACAUCAAAAGCCGUCCUCAUCGACCCAGUACUGGACUACGAUCCCUGCACGCAGACCAUCACAACUACCGCCGCUGAUAGCUUACUCGCCCUCGUCAAAGAAAAGGGUUAUACAAUCGAUCGUAUUCUCGAAACCCACGCCCAUGCAGAUCACUUAACAGCCUCAUCAUAUCUACAGAAACAACUCACCCAGACGCAAGGCUUCAAACCACCCAUCGGCAUUGGCAAACGCAUCGAACAAGUACAGAAGCUAUUCGGUCAACGCUACGGUCUAGCCAAGGACGAAUACCUCGGUGUUUUCGACAAACUCUUCGACGACGACGAAUCCUUUUCCGUCGGCGAACUAACCGCAAAAGCAAUUCACCUCCCUGGUCAUACACCCGAUCACCUGGGUUAUCAAAUCGGAGACAACGUCUUCUGCGGCGACACGCUCUUCCACGCAGACAUUGGCACCGCGCGCUGCGACUUUCCCGGCGGCGACGCGGCCCAUCUGUUCAAAUCUGGUCGUCGACUUCUUAGUCUAGAGGAUCAUGUCAAGAUCUGGCCUGGGCAUGAUUAUCCGCCCGAGGGACGGGAUCCGGUGCCGUGGAUGAGUGUGCGUGAUCAGAGGGAGCAGAAUAAGCAUUUGAGGGAUGUGGUUAGUGAGAGGGAGUUUGUGGAGAUGAGGACGGAGAGAGAUAGGGGUCUUAGUGCGCCGAGGUUGUUGCAUCAGUCGUUGCAGGUUAAUAUUCGGGCUGGACGGUUGCCGAGGAAGGAAGAGUCGGGGCAUCGAAUGUUGAGGUUGCCGUUGAAAUUGGGUGGGUUGGAUUGGUAG
This is a messenger RNA of Penicillium subrubescens, 1164 nucleotides long. Its product is annotated as MBL fold metallo-hydrolase. Gene Ontology annotation, biological process: glutathione metabolic process; hydrogen sulfide metabolic process. Lineage: Eukaryota; Fungi; Ascomycota; Eurotiomycetes; Eurotiales; Aspergillaceae. The record is from RefSeq and is a predicted model, not a curated record. The transcript has a single exon. Gene Ontology annotation, molecular function: sulfur dioxygenase activity. The coding region runs from base 1 to 1164 and encodes 387 amino acids.